Molecule: messenger RNA, 2287 nt
Organism: Amphiprion ocellaris (clown anemonefish)
Lineage: Eukaryota; Metazoa; Chordata; Actinopteri; Pomacentridae
Gene: adss2l
Product: adenylosuccinate synthase, like
Exons: 13
Coding region: 42-1463 (473 amino acids)
Biological process (GO): 'de novo' AMP biosynthetic process; IMP metabolic process
Cellular component (GO): cytoplasm
Molecular function (GO): GTP binding; adenylosuccinate synthase activity
Source: RefSeq, a predicted model, not a curated record
UAAAACGGUAUUCCGGUCUUAGGGAGGGGGGCAGCAGCAGCAUGGCAUCCGACGGCAGCAUGGCGAACGUUAACGGCCGAGAGACCGUGUCCCUGAACGGGGAGCCGGUGGUGAAGCGGCCACGGGAGAGCGUCGCCCAGGACUCGUCGCUCCGCAUCCCGAAGGAGCCGCAGAACAAAGUGACGGUGGUUCUCGGAGCUCAGUGGGGCGACGAGGGCAAAGGAAAAGUUGUGGACUUGCUGGCAAUGGAUGCGGAUAUUGUAUGCAGGUGCCAGGGAGGCAACAAUGCAGGUCACACGGUGGUCGUGGACUCAGUGGAGUAUGACUUCCACCUGCUGCCCAGUGGGGUCCUCAACAAGAAGGCUGUCUCCUUCAUCGGCAACGGAGUGGUGAUACACCUACCAGGUCUGUUUGAGGAGGCUGAAAAAAACCUGCGUAAAGGCAAAGGAUUACAAGGAUGGGAGGAGAGAUUAAAGAUUUCUGAUCGUGCCCACAUUGUGUUCAACUUCCAUCAAGCUGUUGAUGGAAUCCAGGAGCAGCAGCGGCAGCAGCAAGAAGGGAAAAAUUUGGGAACCACAAAGAAGGGUAUCGGUCCUGCCUACUCCUCCAAGGCUGCUCGAAAUGGUCUGCGAGUCUGUGACCUGGUCUCAGAUUUCAAGGUUUUUGAGGACAAGUUUCGUAUGUUGGCGGAACAUUUCCUGACCAUGUAUCCGAACCUUAACGUAGACAUCGACAGUGAACUGGAGCAGCUGAAGGCAUACGCUGAGAGGCUGCGUCCUCUGGUGACUGAUGGUGUGUAUUUCAUGCACAAAGCUCUUACUGGACCUAGUAAGAAAAUCCUGGUGGAAGGAGCCAACGCUGCCCUACUGGAUAUUGACUUUGGGACGUAUCCUUUUGUGACAUCAUCCAACUGCACCGUGGGAGGUGUGUGCACCGGUCUUGGCGUGCCUCCAUCUUACGUUGGCCGAGUGUACGGAGUCGUCAAAGCGUACACCACACGGGUGGGCGUUGGUGCUUUCCCAACAGAGCAGGAUAAUGAGAUUGGGGAGCUGCUACAGUCCAAAGGGAGAGAGUUCGGUGUGACGACAGGCAGAAAAAGGCGUUGUGGUUGGCUGGAUCUGAUUCUGGUCAGAUAUGCCCACAUGGUCAAUGGCUUCUCAGCAAUUGCCCUGACCAAGCUGGACAUUUUGGACACACUGCCUGAGAUUAAAGUGGGCGUGGCCUACAAGGUUGACGGACAACCUCUACCAAGUUUUCCAGCAAACAUGGAUGUUUUGAUGCGGGUUACAGUGGAGUACAAGACGUUUCCCGGCUGGUGCUGCAGCACCGAGGCAGCUCGGAGCUUCGAGGAGCUGCCGUCACAGGCACAGACUUACAUUCGGUUCAUCGAGGACUUCCUGCAAGUGCCAGUGAAGUGGGUUGGAGUCGGCAAGUCCAGAGAAAGCAUGAUCAAACUGUUUUGAUCCCUCUGCAGUUUCCACAUCUUCAGCGACAGCUCAGAUAAUAACUUCAGGUUUUCAGAGGAGUUUAAAAUGCAAACUCUGUUUAAAAGGAAAUACUUCACCAGCAAGGCUACUACUUGUGAAACCUUUAGUCGCUGCUUGUGCAUCACAUUUACAAUGAUUCCUCACAGACAUAAUUUAUGCAUUCCACAUAUUUUUUCCAUAUUUAUUAGGGUGUUCAUUUUUAAUAUCUGGUACCAAUGGGAUUCUUUUUUUCAUUCCGUAGUAACGUGCAGUUUAUUUUUUAGCAUUUGAAACUAAUUUACUGUAAUUGACAUCUGUUCACCAUGCAGUUAUUUUUUUACAUGUAUUUGAAGAGCCAGUGAUGAACAGAUGUAGAAGCCUUGGUGUUAAAAGGACAUUACAAUUAAACAGAUUAUUUUUAGGCUUUGCAGUGCGAUGGAAUAUAAUUGAAAGCCAUCAUGUGAUCAGUGUGAUUGCAAACUUUUCUAUUGAACAAUUUUAAACCACUUUAAAAAUACAUCUCAGUUGUUACGUUUGUAAAAAAAUAGAUAUUUUCAUGAUGAUUGUUGGAAUGAACGUAGUGCUUCAAAAAGAUAAAGAAGGAUGAGUUAGUGCUUGCCAACUUGAGGUGAAAAAGAAUUUCUGACAUCCACACAGACAUUGGUUGUUAAAAAAUUGUGUGUAAAUGUAUAGAAAACAGUGGAUAGUAAUGUACAGAGUACAUGUCAACGUGUUUCCUACAUCAUUACAUUCAUCAUGCAAUAAUGUAAAAGACUCUUACUCAGCUUGCUGUUGUCAAUAAAUGAAAACUGUAAUGUUAA